Helianthus annuus (common sunflower) is the source of this 608-nucleotide messenger RNA. RefSeq lists its product as uncharacterized. The coding region runs from base 1 to 513 and encodes 170 amino acids. NCBI's taxonomy places the organism in Eukaryota, Viridiplantae, Streptophyta, Magnoliopsida, Asterales, Asteraceae. The transcript has 2 exons. The record is from RefSeq and is a predicted model, not a curated record.
AUGGCUUUAAUAUUACUCAAAAAUACCAUGUCCCUCAUUACUCGUGAUUUGCUCAGUCAUCAUUCCUCCAAACAAUCAAAACUUCCUGACUUGAAGUUGGAAAAAGAUUAUCUCCAAAGAUGUCCAUCCACAAACACAAACCGAGCCAUUGAUCAAACUGUUUCUAACCUUCAAGACCUCAACCAACCUCCACUAAACCUCUUGGACGAUACCAAUUUAGACCUUAAACUUGUAUCAUUGUCGGCAUCAUCACCACCUUACACGCUUGGUGAAGUUAAAUUUGCACUCGAAAGAGCCGAAAAAGAACACACCAAAAAACGGUCUAUUUCAAUGUCGAAAUCAUUCAUAGACACACAUGUUGAUGAUGAAACUUAUGCUGCAGGAUGCCCAAGUUGUUUGCUUUAUGUGCUUAUAUCUAGUAGAAAUCCUAAAUGUCCCCGGUGCAACAUGACCGUACCAUUUCCUUUUACAAAUUCGAAGAAACCUCGUAUUGAUCUUAACAUAACCAUAUGACCUAGAUGAUCAUACCUAUUAGUCAUCAUGAUGGUUUAACUUUGAUUUAGUGUUUUGUUAAUAAUCUUUUUGUUUUGAAUGCUAUGAUGAAAGAA